AUGGGUGAUGUCAACAUCUCACAAUGAGACUUUACGAGAAGUUCGACUGAUAAACUUCUUCUCGGGUAUAACUCGGUCAUGCUUCUCUAGCGACUGCUAUAUUUCUGCCAGUCAUAAUGACCUCAGAAUUUAUUUCCCCAGUUUCCUGCACAUCCCGCCAUGUUCACCCAUCUACUGGUGUUGCUUUGCGUGUCUGUCUCCGUGAUUGCUACACCUGCUCCCGAACCCGACGUUGUAGUCGUCGCCAACGACGUGGGAGGCUGCACUUCGGGGUUCCCGGUGUGCUGUGCAGUUGUCAGUGACAAUUAUAGCGAAGGUGCAGGGUGUUUGAUGGUGCCUAACGUGAGCGCGUGCAAUAACUCAACGACGACCACACUCUGCUGCGAGGGCGUCAGCGCUAUAAAGAAGACCGGAAUAGCAGGGAAUUGCACUGCUUAGUUCUAGAGAUGUACAGCAUGUAUGCCAGUGUCUUCUGCGCCAUUAGAUAGUUGCAAGCAAAUGAUUUGCAGAAUAUGAUAUUGAUAUUAUGG
Messenger RNA from Suillus clintonianus, 530 nucleotides. RefSeq lists its product as uncharacterized. Bases 160 to 438 code for a protein of 92 amino acids. The record is from RefSeq and is a predicted model, not a curated record. The transcript has 3 exons. Lineage: Eukaryota; Fungi; Basidiomycota; Agaricomycetes; Boletales; Suillaceae.